Cajanus cajan (pigeon pea) is the source of this 2021-nucleotide messenger RNA. RefSeq names its product Pentatricopeptide repeat (PPR) superfamily protein. Lineage: Eukaryota; Viridiplantae; Streptophyta; Magnoliopsida; Fabales; Fabaceae. Gene Ontology annotation, molecular function: protein binding. The record is from RefSeq and is a predicted model, not a curated record.
UACCGAAUCAAACCCCUAAACCCUCCUCAGAGUAUCGCCAUGAAACGUAGCAACUAUAGACACAACUUGCGAAGGGAACUUCGUUCGACAUCAUUCAAGAUAUAAUCUUUCUUCAAUUUUGGGUGAAGGGGUGCUUUGAUUUUGAGGAAUUUAUAGUAUUCCUGAUUUUGAUCAACCCUCCAAAUUUCCUUCAUACCAUGAAUUUCUUCUUCAAACAACAUUUCCAUUAAUUUCCGAAGAGUGUCACUGCGUGGAUUUUCCCUAUGGCGUAUACGAGCUGAUGACUUUCUCAUCCUUCACCGCUUUUCGAGCUUCGCAUUACCGCACUCUUACUCAGGUAAGAGCUUCUGACAAAGGGUUAGUCACAACAACACCUAAUUCUGAUUCUUGGUUUGUAAAGAUUGUUUCUACUCUCUUUCUUCGCUCUGACUCUUUGGAUGAUAGCUUUGUGGCUUAUUUUCGUCAACACUUAACUCCUUCUCAUGUGUUGGAGGUUGUUAGAAGGCUUAACAAUCCCAACUUAGGUUUCAAGUUCUUUCAGUUCACUAUGGAGAGGUUGAAUAUGUCUCACUCAUUCUGGACUUAUAACAUGCUUUUGAGGUCCCUUUGUCAAUCAGGUCUCCACAAUACAGCAAAAAUGUUGUAUGAUUCUAUGAGGUCUGUUGGCCAAUUGCCUGAUUCCAGGCUUUUGGGAUUUUUGGUUUCUUCUUUUGCAUUGGCUGAUAGGUUUGACGUUUCAAAGGAAUUACUUGCUGAAGCUCAGUGCAAUGGGGUUCAAGUAAAUUUCAUUGUUUAUAAUAACUUCUUAAACAUAUUGAUAAAACACAGUAAAUUAGAUGAUGCCAUUUGUCUGUUUAGGGAGCUUACGAGAUCACAUUCUCAUCUAGAAACCGUCACCUUCAACAUUUUAAUCCAAGGUUUGUGCACAGCCGGAGAAGUUGAUGAAGCUUUUGAGCUUCUCAGUGACAUGAGAAGUUUUGGUUGUUCCCCUGACAUAGUUACGUAUAACACUUUGUUACAUGGUUUAUGUAGAAUUGACCAGGUUGAUAGAGCAAGGGGUUUACUAAGAGAAGUUUGUUUGAAAUGUGAGUUUGCUCCUAAUGUUGUGAGCUAUACAACGGUGAUAUCAGGUUAUUGCAGAUUGAGUAAGAUGAAGGAGGCCUCCUCUCUUCUUGAUGAGAUGGUUAGAUCUGGAAUCAAGCCUAAUGCAUUUACGUAUAGUGCCCUUGUUGAUGGCUUUGUUAAGGCAGGUGACAUGGCUUCUGCACUAGGCAUGCACAAGAAGAUGAUAUUUCACGGUUGUACUGCCAAUGUUGUUACAUUAACUUCUCUAAUUGAUGGCUAUUGCCGAGUGGGAUGGGUGAACCAUGGCUUGCACCUGUGGCAUGAAAUGAAUGCAAGAAACAUUCCUUCAAAUUUGUAUACUUUCUCUGUUCUUAUCAGUGCUCUGUGCAAGAGCAAUAGACUGCAUGAAGCUCGUGACCUUUUGAGACUGUUGAAACAGAGUGAAAUUGUUCCACAGUCUUUUGUCUACAACCCUGUCAUUGACGGAUAUUGCAAAUCUGGUAACAUUGAUGAAGCUAAUGCAAUUGUAGCAGAAAUGGAAGAGAAGUGCAAGCCUGAUAAGUUGACAUUUACCAUUCUUAUUAUUGGGCAUUGUAUGAAAGGAAGAAUGGAUGAAGCAAUUGGUAUCUUUUACAAGAUGUUGGCAGCUGGUUGUUCCCCAGAUGACAUCACACUUAGAACCUUAAGUUCAUGUCUUUUGAAGGCUGGGAUGCCUGGUGAGGCUGCCCGGGUUAAGGAAACUUUAUUUGAGAACCAGGGCACCUUACUGAAAAAAUCUUAUCAUGAUAGUAUAAAUGCUGAUAAGUCAAUUCCUGUUCAUUAAAGUACUACUUCAAAUCAGUGGUUAGACUUAGAAACUGCCUUCCACUGUUUUGCUUUGGGGCAUAAUACAUUCACCAGGCAGUGUGUCUCUUUAGUGGAGAUUAUCAAAUCAAGGGAAUUUGAAUUUGCCAGUC